ACGUGCAGACUGCACACUUUGUCUCCUUUUGUGUAGACCAGUAAUUCCUUGUUUCUACGUACUAUCGUAAGGUUUUGUAGUCAUAUUGUAGCUAACGUCACGCAAACGAGAAACUUAAUUGCAAUCUAGUCGACAUGACAAUAAACUAAUCUGAAUUCGUUUUAAUUGAAUUGGACUGCCGAGCGCGUCUGGUGCGCAUUCCCAUUCCGUUAUCUUUCGGCAGAUGGCAGUCAAUUAAAGGCUAGCAAUUCUGCAAACCGAGCUUGCAAUAGACCCCAGUGUCAUUGUUUAUAUCGUCGGCCUGCAAUGCACUCGGUGUGUGCGCCAGUUAUUCAAUGAAUCGAUGAACUUACUUUAAAUCUUUCCUUCUGUGAUAGUUUGGAGGUGGAGUGAGAGGGGGGAGAACGAAGGACUGGAUUCUGCGGAGAGGGUUAAAGUAGAAAACGAUGGCGAAAGAUCACCUGAAACCGCGUCUGUGCCAUAUGAUAAAGGAGGAAGGUGGUUACGGUUUCCACUUGCACGGCGAGAGGGGGAAGCCCGGUCAAUACAUCCGCAAAGUGGAGCCCGGAUCCCCGGCAGAAGCCUCGGGUCUGUCCGCGGGGGACCGGGUUAUUGAAGUUAACGGGCACAAUGUGGAGAAAGAAACGCAUCAUCAGGUUGUGCAGCGGAUCAAAGCCAUGGAGCAUGAAACGCAGCUGCUGGUGGUGGAUAAGGAGACGGAUGAGUACUUGCGUAGUCAGCACCUUGCUAGCACAGGGGACUAUGACCAGACUCUCCCUGCAGAUGCCUCCAAGGGCAAUGGGCUGGUGUGGAAGCAGCAAGUUGUAAUAACCAGCGGGGAGCCCACAAGAUUAUCCAUCAGGUCCAUUGAUGGGACCAAGAAGGAACUCAAUGGACAAGCCAAGGAACCCUGCCCACGACUCUGCUGCAUGAAGAAGAGCCCUAAUGGCUAUGGAUUUAAUCUUCACAGUGAGAAAGCAAAGCCUGGACAGUACAUCCGAUCCGUCGAUCCAGACUCCUGUGCAGCCAAGGCUGGCUUACGCCCUCAGGACAGAGUUGUGGAGGUGAACGGUGUUAACAUUGAAGGGAAGAAACACAGCGAGGUUGUGGCUUGUAUCAAGGCCAGUGAAGAGGAAGCCAGACUGCUGGUGGUGGAUCCAGAGACCGACCAAUACUUCAAGAAACUGGGAAUAACUCCAACCGAAUCGCAUCUGAAAGGGUUUUCGCAGCCACUUGCAAACGGAUCUCCACGGACACAGGUUAAUGGAGAAUCUCCCGCAUCCAUCAACCAUGGCUACUACAGCCCCAAUGAGGGGACAGAGGUGAAAAGAGAAGGGAACAGCGACCCAUUCGUAGAGAGUGGAUUGAAUUUGAGCCCCACAGCAGCUGAGACCAGGGAGAAAGUCCAAGCGAAGCGCAGGAACAAGCGGGCACCUCCGAUGGAUUGGAGCAAGAAGCAUGAAAUCUUCAGCAACUUUUAACGGACUAUCCCAUGGAACUCUUCAGUGACCCUGAUCUUCAGUUAAUUAAUCUUCACUCAUCCACUUGCUGUCACGGCAGAGUAAACGUUGCCUGUUAACGUGAUUGAUAGAACACUGUGACCAAAGCUUUACUCUUUAUUUUCAAGCUAGCUACUUGCUUUGUGCAUAGAAUACGACUAGCAACAGAUCUGCUGUAGUAUGGGUUUAAGAUACAUACCGUAUACACGCCAGAGAUCUGGUCUGUCUUCCAUCCAUUAUUUUUCUUCUUUUUGUGUUCCUGACCCAGAUUUUGAUACACUAAGUGGCCAGGAUAAUGGGAUAGAAUUAUUCUGUUAUUAUAUGGUAUGGGGGGGGG
Messenger RNA from Leucoraja erinaceus (little skate), 1836 nucleotides. It is a transcript of the gene nherf2, whose product is annotated as Na(+)/H(+) exchange regulatory cofactor NHE-RF2. Lineage: Eukaryota; Metazoa; Chordata; Chondrichthyes; Rajiformes; Rajidae. Gene Ontology annotation, biological process: protein localization to plasma membrane. Bases 447 to 1481 code for a protein of 344 amino acids. Gene Ontology annotation, molecular function: protein-membrane adaptor activity; signaling receptor binding. The transcript is spliced from 8 exons. Gene Ontology annotation, cellular component: apical plasma membrane. The record is from RefSeq and is a predicted model, not a curated record.